AAUUUCCAGCACACUAUUCACCACUUCCACAUGCACUAAUCACCAUUGGUAGAUCUGCCAACAGUUUUAUGGGAGGCCCACCAUCAAAUAAAAAAGUAUCCUCAUUUUGCUUAUCGGAAUCUAUAGAUUUAAUGGGUUGUUUUGAACUUUUGGAGAGCAAAGGGUUUAAACCACAACCUUAUAAAAACUUUUUCUUUUUCUUUAUAAAGAAAUCGAACCAAACUGUAACCACUGCAUCCGUCCAAUCUAGAUCUAGGGAAAACUCACCAAAGUUAAUGUCAUCUCCACCACCAAAUGAAAUCGAAAUGGAUAAAAUUGACACCCAUUCUAACAUCAAUAAUAUUAAUGUUCCAACGGUAUCCCCAAAUAAUUUAUAUGGUUUUUCUUUAGAUAGACAACCAACAAACCCUACAAAUCAAUAUCUACACCCAAAUUUUUAUCCACAUCUUCAACAUAAUCAACAACAUCAACAACACAACCAGUUUUAUCCAGCUCCAAAGUCCCCAAUUAAUAGUGCCACUCCAAACUCUACACCUACAUCACAAUUAAAAUUAGAAGAGUUUGAAAAGAACCACUCCCUCGUCGUCGUUUAUGAAUAUGGUGUAGUUGUUAGCUGGGACUUACCACAACAUCUUCAAGUUAGAACUUUAAAUUUAUUUGAAAAUUUUCUCCACAAUCCUCUAUCAACUAAAUUGGUCGAUGAAAUGACUUUUGAAAAAGGGAUAGAUGAAACAUGUAUUUUCAAGGAUCAAAUUUUCCUUUCUGACUAUAAUUAUGACACAAAACUUUGCAUCAGCCAUUCUUUAUCGCAAUCGAUUAGGGUCUCACUAUUAGAAGAACAUUUAAAUAAAAUUCUAUAUCUAACUAAAAAUAUUCCAUCCCAACUUGUUAAAAAGGGUACAGUUGGUAUUUCUCAUCCUCAAUUGGGUGUUGUAGUUGGAGGAGUUUUUAAAAUUAAAAAAUCCAUUACAAAAAACUCGACACUCUUUAAAUCUGUCACUUCAAAUUAUUUUAGUCAAAACCCAACUAAUAAACAAGUUUACAAUUUAACUUCAAAUUACUUAGAAAUUAAAGAACGAUCCCACUCAAUUAAUAACAACAUCUCGUCAAUUAACGAUAUGGUUUCAGUUUGUAGAUCAGAAUUGGAAACUAAAAGUUCAUAUAGAUUGGAAAUGACUGUUAUUAUUCUCAUCUUUUUUGAAUUGUUAUUUAUGAUUUUACAAUUUAUUUAUUCAAUUAAAUAAAUAUACUUCAAUAGAAAAAAAGAAAUAAAUAAUAAUUUGAUAAUCAAGGUUAUUUUAUAAUAUAUACUUAUCAAAUUGAUAAAAUUUAAAUUAAAAAUAAUGUAAUAAAUAAAAAAAUUU
Dictyostelium purpureum is the source of this 1364-nucleotide messenger RNA. RefSeq lists its product as uncharacterized. The transcript has 2 exons. The coding region runs from base 69 to 1244 and encodes 391 amino acids. Lineage: Eukaryota; Evosea; Eumycetozoa; Dictyosteliales; Dictyosteliaceae. The record is from RefSeq and is a predicted model, not a curated record.